GGCCCUGGGACACAGCUCCCCAAGGCGCCCAGGUGAGUGGCGGUGAAGGAGGGGCGGCCGCCUCCCCGCCAAACCCAACCGGCCCGCAGCCGGCAGCACGGCAGUGCAGCAUGUGCGCGGAGCCGGCCAGGGAAGAUGUAUGUAGGUUAUCUUUUGGAUAAGGACACCAACAUGUAUCCCAGCCCUGUCCGGCAUCCCAGCCUCAACAUCAACCCCCAGAAUUAUGUGCCGGGGCCGCCCCAGUACACGGACUUCGCCAGCUACCACCAUGUGCCGGGGAUUAACAACGACCCACACCACGGGCAACCAGCGGCCGCCUGGGGCUCUCCCUACACCCCUGCCAAGGAGGACUGGCAUUCCUACAGCACCGCCGCCGCGCCUUCCACCGCCAGCCCAGGGCAGUUUGGAUUCAGCCCCCCAGAUUUUAACUCCAUCCAGCCCCCGGGCUCUGGACUCCUGCCUCCACCCAUCAGCAGCUCGGUCCCCCAGCUCUCCCCUAAUGCCCAGAGACGCACCCCGUAUGAGUGGAUGAGGCGCAGCAUUCCCAGCACCAGCAGCAGUGGCAAGACAAGGACAAAAGACAAGUACCGGGUGGUCUACACAGACCACCAGCGCCUGGAGCUGGAGAAGGAAUUUCACUAUAGCCGCUACAUCACCAUCCGCCGCAAAGCUGAGCUGGCCGCUGCCCUUGGGCUCACCGAACGGCAGGUGAAAAUCUGGUUUCAAAAUCGGAGGGCGAAGGAGAGGAAGGUGAACAAGAAGAAGAUGCAGCAGCAAAGCCAGCCCACCAGCACCACCACACCCACCCCGCCGUCUGUUGGCACACCAGGACCCAUCGGAGGCCUCUGCAGCAGCAGCACCCCAAACCUCGUCUCCUCGUCUCCACUGACAAUCAAGGAGGAGUUCAUGCCUUAGCCCCCUUUACCAGCUACAGACACCAAGAGAUAAGCACUAUGCAGCAGAGCCCAGCCGGUCCCUGUGCUCUGGAGUGACAGCCCCUUCCCAAAGACAUGAUGGCCCCUAAAUGAACCAACGGAGCAGCAAGUGAAGCUGGGCAAGAUGGCACCAGCACCUUCCCAAGGGGCUGGUGUGCUCUCUCCUAUGUAAAUACCAUAGGUUAGGUCAUAUUGCUCUCCUGUAGGAAAAACACACUGGUCUGGUCUCUGGUAUUUGCUGCCCAAAGCAAGAUCCUUAAUGUCAGCAGAAGGAAGGGAGUGGUGGUGGAGGAUGGCUCGCCUAUGGUGCUUCAGGUGGACACUUCCUUCAGUUCUCCUGGAGAUCGUGCUGCCUGGUUCUUUUUGGGACAAUCUGAACAAGACUGAAUUAGAAAACAGACCUAGCUGGACUCGAGGCAAAAGAGAUUUCUGCUGAGCUGGUCUCCUGGAUCUGCUGCUCUGGGAAGGGGGUGCCGAAGGCAGAGUGAGUUGGCCUGUGGGAGCCAGGCAGGACCCUUGCCCUCAGGGCAGGGUGCAAGAACCUGCCCCAGGCCAUCCAAAAGGGCCGAUAUAGUGAGAGAUUUGUGGUUCUCCUCCAAGGGAGUGCAGCCACCGUGGGUGCCAGGAGCUGCUGCAGGGACAGGCAGGGGCAGAGGAGGGGCUGGCAUGUGCCCUCGUGUUGUGCGAUGGACAAGUGGUUUCCAGAAAGAGAGAGGGGUGGGAUUUUCCUGUUUUCUUCAAAACCCCAAGGACUUCAGGUUCUUCUCUCCCGUCCUCCAAGCACGGCACCACCUGCUGUGUGUCCUAGGCCAGUAUCUGGUACCCCUCUUUUCCUGCUGCGGAUCUGCAGUUGAAUUGUCCCUUCACCCUGCUGAGUCCUGACGACUCUACUGGGCCAGGUUUCCAAAGCCCAAAGGCCAACAGGGCACGGCUGGGACAUGGGAGGGUGCAUGUCUCCUGCUUGGGGCUGUGCUGGGUGGUCCUGAGCUGCAGCUUCCCAAAACCAAGAAAGGGAUCAGGGUGCACGGGCCUCAUGUGGCAGCUCACAUGGCCUUUCCCAGAGCCAUUUCUCUGAGCUCCAGAACCAUGGAGCAGCAGACAUGUCCUCCGCUGCUUGCAAAGCACCCGGCUCAGCCCUCUCAUUGCACCCAAGACUGUUCAUGCAUCGCAUCCUUCAGCUACCCUGUCCACUGCCAGCCUCACACUGCUCCCAGCCCCUCCUGGCCCAGAAAACAAGGUACCCAGGCAGGCUGCAGCUUUUGCAAGGAGGUCCCUGCCAUCCCACUGCACCCACAGCACUGCUCCAGCUCUGAUAGGAUUUGGGUCUCUCUCUCAUAGGGGCUGGUGACUUUCCCCUUGCCACCACUGCCAGCUGUGCUUGAUGGUGAGGAUGAGUGUUUGCAUUGGCUCAGGACUUUGGCUCAGUUUUUGUGUAUAUAAAGCAGAACUGGUUUACCUUCUUAUUUUUUAGG
Messenger RNA from Columba livia (rock pigeon), 2407 nucleotides. RefSeq names its product caudal type homeobox 1 (gene CDX1). The record is from RefSeq and is a predicted model, not a curated record. Gene Ontology annotation, biological process: embryo development; anterior/posterior axis specification; animal organ morphogenesis. Gene Ontology annotation, cellular component: nucleus. The transcript is spliced from 3 exons. NCBI's taxonomy places the organism in Eukaryota, Metazoa, Chordata, Aves, Columbiformes, Columbidae. The coding region runs from base 136 to 915 and encodes 259 amino acids. Gene Ontology annotation, molecular function: DNA-binding transcription factor activity, RNA polymerase II-specific; RNA polymerase II transcription regulatory region sequence-specific DNA binding.